AUGUCACAGACUAGGCUUAUGAUGGUAGCAGUAUCGAGAUUAUCAGAGGACUUCACGAUCGGACUCUCAACACCAACGACGUCAUUUAAGGGCUUCAACGUUGAUAAAGCUGAGCAAACUAAGGUGAAGACGUUUUCAUACAAGGGUAAGGAGUAUUCACUUCAACAUGGCUCGGUGGUUCUCGCUGCUAUCACUUCCUGCACUAAUACGUCUAACCCUGGGGUUAUGCUAGGGGCGGGCCUGCUCGCGAGGAAUGCCCGGGAUAAGGGUCUAAAGGUAGGGUAG
Molecule: messenger RNA, 285 nt
Organism: Perkinsus marinus ATCC 50983
Lineage: Eukaryota; Perkinsozoa; Perkinsida; Perkinsidae
Product: aconitase, putative
Exons: 3
Coding region: 1-285 (94 amino acids)
Biological process (GO): tricarboxylic acid cycle; citrate metabolic process
Cellular component (GO): cytosol; mitochondrion
Molecular function (GO): aconitate hydratase activity; 4 iron, 4 sulfur cluster binding
Source: RefSeq, a predicted model, not a curated record